UCAUUCACAUAAGGAGAGUGAAGGCUAGCACAGCAAGUUAUAGUGAGAAGGUUACAGCUAGAGGAACAUAACUUCUUUGGCUCAUUUUUUUUUUUUAAGAACUACAGGUCAAGAUGAUGAACUUUUUGGUGUUUGCUGUCACUCUCACUUUUUAUCAGAUCGGACAGAACCCUGCCAGUGGCGGCAUGUGCUGGCUGCAGCAGAGCCAACGGUGUGACAUGGUGCUGAUGAGAGGGGUCACCAGAGAGGAGUGCUGCGCUGGGGGCCGCCUGGACACAGCAUGGUCCAACUCCAGUCUGCCCAUGAAUGAGGUCAGCCUGCUGGGGUUCUUGGGAAUUGUCUCCUGUAAACCCUGCAAAGAGACGUGCGAGGACGUCAAGUGUGGCCCUGGCAAAGUGUGCAAAAUGAAGACGGGAAGGCCGCAGUGCGUGUGCUCUCCUGACUGCUCCAACAUCGCACGUCAGCACGCCGUGUGCGGCAGCGAUGGUAAGUCCUACAAGGACGAGUGCGUGCUGUUGAUGGCCCGCUGCAUGGGACACCCUGACCUGGAGGUCAUGUACCAGGGAGAGUGCAAAAAGUCGUGCUCCAACGUGGUGUGUCCAGGGACGCACACCUGCGUGACCGACCAGACCAACAGUGCCCACUGCGUCAUGUGCCGUUCCACUCCCUGCCCCAAACCCAUGCCAUCCGAGCAGGCCAUCUGCGGCAACGACAACAUCACCUACCCCAGUGCCUGCCACCUCCGCCGCGCCACCUGCUUCCUUGGCCGCUCUAUAGGAGUACGCCACUACGGCCACUGCAACAGUCCUCCUAGGAAAGCGCACAUUUUUGACGGUAACGAGGAAAACGCCGUAUAGGUUCUGCCGAGCGCACCGGUAGCUUUCCAAGAUGACCUCUGUUGUUUUUUUAAUAACAGUCAUCCCUCCCUUUUGUAGAUAAUUUGACAUGGACGCAGGGGCGUACCACGGGCCAAAAGAUGUAUACUAGUAGUUUUUCCACAGCUGCAAUCGGGCUGCCCUUCCACUACCCAUUUUAGGGGUUCUGUGCGUCAUUGUCUCCAAGGUUUGCAUUGUGUGUUCAUGCAAAUUCACUUAUGUGCCCUACAAGUAACACAAUUUGACUUGUUAUGUACUCAACAAAAAUAUAAACGCAACUGUUCGGUUUUGUUCCUAUUUUUCAUGAGCUUAACUCAAAAGAUGUAGAACUUUUUGCCUGUACACAAAAGGCCUAUCUCUCUCAAAUAUUGUGCACAAAUUUGUUGUAUUUGUUCAGAAAUUGGUGGGUCCUGGGUCAGUAUCUGGGGUGACCACCGUUUGACUCAAAUGCCAUAGAAGUAUUGGCAGACACGUGUUUAGGACAAUGAACACAGGUGUAUUUUAUUGAUGCCAGUUUGAGGUACUGUGACAAGAUCCCGAGGCCCAUUCGUGUGCCGUUCAUCCACAAGCAUCACACAAUUCCUCGAAGCUGAAAACAUCCCAGUCAUUGCCUGAAGGGUAAAAAAAGAACCUCAAAUACUAUACCUACGCUACACCCCUGUAUGGAAGCUCUCUGCAAAACGAUGCAUGCCUGUGAAGUCGCCCACAAAAAAACAAAACAAAACAAAACAGCAAUUUGUGUUAGUGGCAGAUGAACACAUCAAGAACAAGACAUAACUCUAUGACAGACGUGUGCAUAUUGUAAAUAGAUUACCACAACUAUUUAUUGGAGAAGGUAUCAAUCACUAUUUAUGUUCUUAAUCCUAUUAACAAAUCCAUGUAUCCAAAACAAUGUAUUUAUUGUGUUUUCUGUUUAUUCUCCAACUGGCAAACCACAUUUUUACAGUCUUGUUUCGCAACAGUUUUUUCCCACCCAUUAAGUUGAUGGGAAGAAAUCCUAAUGUGUGUGGAAAGCUGGUUUAUAGCGCAGCAAUUUUCAAAGCUGCAUUGAUUGUUAAAGUUGUUUUUUGGGGGUAGAAAAAACCUAAACCAACCUGUGCAGCCUGUUGUGUUUACACCAACCAGAUCCAAACAACUGCAACAAUAACGUGUAUGUCAAACACCCUUUUUAUUUUUGUAAAUAACUGUUUUGUAGGACAUGGUCCAUCAUCCCGGCUCUGUUUUGCUGUUCCAAUUUGAUCGGAAUUCCUAAAAGAAUUUAGCAGAGGGGUGGAGAGGCGAAGAUUGAAUUAGUCUUGGAAUGGACCACAGUAGCUAUACAGGCCAAUACUUGAUGUAGUCUUGUGUGGUGUCGACAUCUGCCAGAUGACCCCAAUGAACUCCUAAAGUCAAUCCUCCACGGUGAACGUUUCAACUGACUGCACUAACUCCUUCCUGUCUUGUGUGUUAAUACCUACUGUGAAAUUUCAGCAAUAAAUGCAUCAUAUUUUUGUACUUCUGUACUGUUUACACAUAAAGUUGAUAAGACUCUCA
Molecule: messenger RNA, 2408 nt
Organism: Dunckerocampus dactyliophorus (ringed pipefish)
Lineage: Eukaryota; Metazoa; Chordata; Actinopteri; Syngnathiformes; Syngnathidae
Gene: fstl3
Product: follistatin-like 3 (secreted glycoprotein)
Exons: 5
Coding region: 114-857 (247 amino acids)
Biological process (GO): negative regulation of activin receptor signaling pathway; multicellular organism development; regulation of BMP signaling pathway
Molecular function (GO): protein binding; activin binding
Source: RefSeq, a predicted model, not a curated record